AUGGUGUUGGACCCGGACAUGAAUCCCAUGGGUCUUCCAAUCUUGAAAUAUCUCAAUGAGACGCCAUCUCUUCUGCACGCCAUCCAAAGCCUGAGCGCGGCUCACGAGAACUACUACCGGCCCCAGAGUAUGGAAGAGAGUCUCCUGGAACGACAAGCCGCGCUUAGUCUCUUCCAACAAGAACUUCAUAGCUCUCAAAGACCUCCAGUUUCCGCCUUCCUGACGGUCUACACACUCGGCAUUUCUUCCCCAUGGAUCGAGAACUGUAUGGGAAAGGAACAUUUAGCAGGCGGUCGUGCCAUGAUUGAGAUAAUGCUAGCUUCAGACGGCUUGAAAGACGAACUAUCCCAGUUCGUGUUUGGCGCUUUCAUCUACUGGGACAUGGCAUGUUCGUUCCUCUUGGACCCUCAGGGGCAGCAACCUUUGAAUACACCGGAGAUAUUCAAUGGAAUCCAAUCGCUCGGAGACACAUACCAUUGUAUUGCCGGGUAUGCGAUCGAGAUGUUUUACCUGAUAGGAACCUUGGGUCGUUACUGUCGAGGCGUUAUCGACGGUCAAGAUCGAGAUCUCGUUUUAGAGGCCACCUUGGAAGAGCAAAUGAUCAGUUGGACCCCCAGGCAGGACAGCGCGAUGCUAUAUAGUAUGGCGGAUGCUUUUAGAAAGCACGCGCUCAUAAUGCUUUACCGCAUUUGCCACCGUCGAGUCAUCAGCGCUUGCAACCACGUGGACCAGGAGGCGGAUUGCACCGACGAAAUUGAGCACACCAUUUCCCGUUAUGCCUCCGACAUCGUGCACAGUCUGGGACAAAUGCCCAUCACUAAUCCUUAUCUGAACCUCCAGUCCAUCCCGCUGAUGACAGCCGGGUCCGAGUUAGGCAUGGAGAAGGUGGAGUUACGAAACGAAGUAAAACAACGUUUCAAGGCUAUCUACUCGUUAAAUCGCAUACCAGCUAACUUGAGGGCCAUCGAGUUACUGGAGGAGCUGUGGACACUUCGCGCCGCCGGAAUAAAGAUGUCAUGGCUGGCACUUCUGUUGCAGAAGAAUUGUGUUCACAAGUUCACCUUAGGAUAG
Messenger RNA from Colletotrichum siamense, 1071 nucleotides. RefSeq lists its product as uncharacterized. The coding region runs from base 1 to 1071 and encodes 356 amino acids. Gene Ontology annotation, molecular function: DNA-binding transcription factor activity; transcription cis-regulatory region binding. Gene Ontology annotation, cellular component: nucleus. The record is from RefSeq and is a predicted model, not a curated record. Gene Ontology annotation, biological process: positive regulation of transcription by RNA polymerase II. Lineage: Eukaryota; Fungi; Ascomycota; Sordariomycetes; Glomerellales; Glomerellaceae. The transcript has a single exon.